GGUCUGGAUUGACAAAUAACUUGACAUGCAUGAGUAGAGAUGGAAAUGGCCAAAUGAAGAAAGGAAUUUGUGAUCAGGACGGUGGAAUAUUUCUGUUUUUGAUAUUCAUAGAUGUAACUCACGUACGGAUCGAAAUGAGGAUAGCACAGUCGAUGUAAUUAACACGAUAAUGUAGUAAGGUACACGCAGAUGUCGGGUAUUGAGGUGAAAUGGCGGAUACUAUCAAAAAAUGCACCCUUGAUGUUUAUGUAAAAGACGGUCGCCUGAAGGAAGUCGAGGAGAAAUUCGAUCGCAUUAAAGACCUUUUUAGUGUUGAAUUGAAAUAUGGAUCCUCACAAGGCAAACAGUAUAUGGUCAAUCCCGGAAAAUGGCUGGAGGUUGUGGGGAAAAGGGAGAACGCCGUCAAAGCACGGGAAUAUGUCAAGGGUAUCUCAUACCCCGAGGAGGUUGUUCGCUUACCGAUCCCCGAGCCUAUGGUCAAGUCUGUCUUAGCUAAAAUUACAGACUUAGAGAAAGAAACGGCAGCCAUAAUUUCAUUGCCAAGUAAUGGGGAGAUUGUUGAAAUCAGUGGCUGGAUCAAUGGCGUUACCAAAGCUGUAAUGAAUAUUGAGCAGGCCAUCAAUGUUUUUCUGGAGGAACAGGCCUUAGUGGGAGCGGAUCUUGACCAAGUUACAACAGAUGAGCAAUCUGCAGGAAUUGUUCUUAGUUCAGAUAAUCACAACUUAAAUGUCAGCACGGAUGCGGCGAUAUUUUCCCCUGUACCUCCUCAGUAUUACGCACAGAAUCGUCAGUAUUACGCAGAAAAUCACGAAGAUGUCGAGCUGGCCGCUGGGAAACUCGAUGCACCGUGCGUUACAAGUGCAGGGCCAAAUCAAAACAGGUGUAGUUGUGGAAACUUGAACGACUCACCUAAACAAAGUUACUUUUAUUGUAAUAAUAACAAUAAUGAUAACAGAAAGCAGGGUAGUUGUACAUGCGAUACCGAAAUACCAAAACAAGGCAGCUUCAACUUUGCACCAGGUGCAGCCUCUACCGAGCCAACGUUGACGGCUGACUUGAUGGAGUUUGGUUUGAAAUUGGGCUACAGUCAAGACGAAGUCAAGUCAGCCAUGAAAAAACUCGGUACAGAGACUGCUGUUAACCAAAAUGAACUGUUACAUGAACUUAUAAAAGCUUCAACCUCAGCUAAGCAAAUUGGAAAAAGUGAUGAAUGUAAAGUGAACGAGAGUACUGGCGGAUACCCAAGACCCACAGAUACUGCUAUCCUAAGACAUGUUGUUAUUGAUGGAAGCAAUGUUGCGAUGAGCCAUGGAACAAACGCAGUUUUUUCAUGUCGUGGAAUUGCCAUUGCCGUUGAUUGGUUUCGAAAAAGAGGCCACAAAGUUACCGUUUUUGUCCCAAACUGGAGAAAGGAAGCAUCUAAACCAGACACGCCAAUUAUUGACCAAGAAUACUUAACUCAACUCGAAAAAGACGGGGUGCUGAGUUACACACCUUCACGGCGAAUCCAAGGUAAACUUGUACAAUGCUACGAUGAUCGUUAUAUUGUCAAACUGGCGCUAGAAACGGAUGGAGUCAUCGUAUCAAAUGACAAUUUCAGGGACCUGCAGGAAGAUGUACCAGACUGGAAGAAUUUUAUCGAGCGUCGCCUUUUGAUGUAUACAUUUGCAAACGAGGACAUUUUUAUGCCUCCUGAUGAUCCCCUUGGACGGCAUGGUCCUUCCCUUGAAGAGUUUCUCAGGACAACAGGGGAGCAUAAAUUACGUCAGUGCCCUUAUGGCCGUAAAUGCACGUUUGGGCAUAAAUGCCGGUUUUACCAUCCUGAGCGCACGUCGCAUUCAAAUGCCUUAAGAGGCAAACUGUUUCCGAACCCUGCACUUCAUACCUUGCAUCAGCAGCAGCAAAUGCAAGGGGCAUCCAGACCGCGGUCUGAUCCAUGCCAUUCAAAUGUGCAUGGUGCCCAAGACAACAAUCGAAGGCCUAUCAGCCUUCCAAAUCUUGAACAGUUGUGGAUCUCUAACCCCCCAGGCUCAUAUGUACCAGUUGGUCCCAUGCCUGCACAAAAUGCCCAAGGUCGUCCUGUGUCAGGACCACCAUUCCAAGAAGGGCAAUACGGACAAAAUGAACAAGCGAUUCCUCGUGUUUGCUCUUCUGGAGAUAUGAUGCAGGCAUCUGCCAAUUUGGCAAGGAGGUUGAGCGGAGAAUACAAUCAUUACUCGCCACAACAGGGUGGUCAAUAUAUGCACGGCGGAAUGGUUGUUAACCAGCCUAGGCCACCUUCUGGUGGUGAUUAUAUUGGCCGGCCUCUCUCUUCUGAUUUCAGUAGCCGACCACCCUCUGAAGACUUUAGCUAUUGCAGCGGAAACAGUAGGCCGGCAUCGGGCGAAUUCAAUUCUAGUAGGCCUAAUUCAGGUGAUUAUACUGCUAGUCCAUGGAAUGGUAUUGGAUACCAGCGGUCGGUCUCAUUUGCUCCAUCUGUCCAUGGAAAUCAAAUUCCCUACAUGGACACGAGGAAUUUUUACCCUAUAAAAGGUUACUACAAGAAUAGGGGCCCGCCAAUGCCAGAGACAAAGGAAGAGACACGAAUACCCAACGGGUUGACACGAAUGGAUUUACUCGAUAAAUUACGGGAGAUGUUUCCAAAUCAUAACUUUGAUAAAAUAUUGUCUAUCCUACGAAAUCAUCCGGAUAUAUCAAGCGUGGAGGAUGCUCAAAAUUAUAUUUUGAACGAAUAGCAGAUGCAGCUGCAGUCCACAUUGGAGAGCAGCGCAGUUCCCUCCGCUUAUGCUGGCCGUUAGCUGACCCUCCUUAGCGGCCCAUCCAAAGUCGAUAGCAGGCCUCUAAUUCUGCGUCAAAGCUGGCAACCUGACAUUAUACCUGUCGCGUGCCACAAUAGAUUAAUUAGUUUCGAACCAGGCGGUGGCCAUUGCUAGAACCCAAGAACAAGCCGAUCGAGAAGAAAAAUACCAAUUCGCAGGUUUUGAAAUCAAGGUAAGACAAGAUAUUUUCAAAUAUUCGUGUAACUGGUCGGUUAUUGACUUCAAUGGUAAGUUUCCAACUGGAAACAGUAAGUUGUACUUUGGUUCUGGGAAGGAGAAAGGUGGAAAAAUUCCAAUGUCUUUUUAUAUAACGUUGAAUUUCUGACACAAUCUUAAAGCAGCUCCCUUAUCUGAUAAUAGUGGAAGCAUAAUUUUAAAGCUAACAGUUAUAAAUUUCAAGCUUGCAAUCUUUUGAUAUGACUGGGAAAUUUGGCAAAUUUGGAAUGACAAUUUUGGUACACAGGAAUCGACGAGUUUUUCGAAGAAGCCAAAAGAGCUUGCAUAGCCUCAAUUUCCGACAUGAUCUACCAACCUGUUCCCUGUUAAUUAACUUGUGAUCUCUUUAUGCUAGCAAAUCUCUUGCUUCUUGGAAUUUUUUCCGUCUUGGAACCUCGUCCUUCCCAGAAUCUAUUACUUCUCGGAAUUUCAAGGAAAUGAACACGAUCGCAAUGAUUAAUGUUGUGAACUUUGUUUUUAGACUAAGAUAUGGUCUUAGGCCCAUCUGUAAACCAUCGAUUGAUGUAAAGUUUGUAAAAUCGUAACAUCGAUUCUACGUAUACCAUGAUUUUAACCGCCUUCAGAGUAGUGUCAAUAUAUUCGCAUUUUUGUAAAUAUGUCUCCUAGCACUUGGCACCUUGAAAUGAAGGACAUGUAAGAUUAAUUGUAUGAUCUGACGGAAACCUCCCUUCACUCGAUCGAAAAAUUUUGUACAGCGAUAUUUCAUAAGGCAUACUUUUAUGCAGAAAACCGAGGACCCUUCAGCAGAAUUUCAAAGCAUUAUGUUGACGAUGUCUUGUAUCUUUACUGCAAUUUCAAAUCAAUGAAAAGAGUUUUCCUUUCAUUUGUGUUCCAAUCUUGAUUUUCAUCAUGCGCCGUAGGUUUUUAGGGUUAUUAACAAAGUUUAGGCCACCUACAUCAUUUAAGCUCCGAAACCAUAUUGGAUUCCAUUUUGCGUAUAAGCAAAGUAUCGUAGGCCAUCAGUUAUUGAUACUCCUCUUUCCCUAAAAAAAUACACUGCAAUAGCGUUACUUUGUAGGUAAAAAACUAUAGGAUGCAUAAGAACUACUCUUUUCAAACCGAGAUUCUAGAGAAGCAAACUCAACUGGAUAUCGUGUAUUGUUUUGUAUCUUUGCAUUGAUAUCUUGAAGCCAAAAACUCCACUUUUUGUUAGCAAAGAACUCACACCACAUUUUGCCCAAUAAAGACCCUAAUACUUGAUCUCACCAAGUCGAUAGUCGCAGAUAUCAGUACUGAAUACGAACUAGAAAUUCCUACCAUUUUUUGCUCGGCCAAUUUUGCUGUCCCACUGACUUAAGCGCCAGUUAAGCACCUUGCGGAAACUUCAAUUUUUAUGUUCAUCCGUUUUCACUUCCUUUUUGAAGUAAAUUAUUAGUUCGCCAGGUGGAAUUUAGAACGAAAUAGAUUUGUUUAACUAAGAAUAUCGCGCUUCGUACCUUAUUUAAUCUCAAUAGCCAAUGAUUUAUCGUUUGCCUCUUUAGCCAUUUUGUAAGUGGUGCGUGUACUGGCUGAUUACAGGAUGAUCAAAUAAAGAAUGCUCUUAGUAAGAGUUCGUUUUCAUUUCGUUUUUUCGUUUUGCAUUUAUUGUCAAUAUAUGCUAUGUGUGUGAGUAUGCAAUGUAUCCUAAUCUGGUAUCCAGGUCCCCAAUGUGUGAUGCAAUCACCCAUUCGUGCAUAUCUCGCAGCCUCUAUUGCAUAUCCUGAGAACCUUCUUUUAUACCUUGCCGAACUUCCCCUGCAUCCCGCAGCCCCAUGUUCAAUCCCUCCCUUCUAUUCAUUUGUAAUACGCCCCAAACUAUAGUACAAUUUUAUAAUGAUGGCUUUAUGAACUUUUAAUGUCUAUCUGACCAAAGGAAAACGCUAGCUUUAUGUGUCGCCAGCAAUAGGCCAUUUUCUAAGUGUUGGUUUGCCAGGGUAUUGUUUAUUUUGUUAUUUACCAUUAAAGUUCUCAGUGAAUCUGUAACCUAUCUGAAUGAAACUAGUACAUUGCUUCAAAAUUAUAGUAUUCCUAUUGCAGUAUUACUAGCAGGUUGAGUAGACAAUGCUCAUCUAAAUAUCUGUCUCCUUUAUACCGUGCUUCUGCCUCUUCUUAAACAUUCGCUUCAAAAUACACAACGAUAGCCGUUAAGUAGGCCCCUAAUUAUUCUCUUCUAGACAGUCGUUUCGUAAGUUUAUAUUCGAUACUGUACUACCUUAACCCCACCCAUUUGUACCACCCAAUCUCAUUCGAUCGCAGCCAUUUUGGCUGAAAUACCAAAUUUAAUUCAGAGGCUCGCCAAAACCGAAUAGAGGGCGUCGAAAGGUGAAUAAUUUCUGGUAUAGAUGAAAUUCUGCAACCUUCCGUCAUAUCAGGACAGCAACAUGUUUGGGUCAGCGUUAUUAAGUGACCCAGACAAGCAAUCGAAUAGUUAGGAACUGUGCACCUUUUUCGUAUUAGCCCUUUAAAUUUAGAUGAAGUUACGCGUUUGUCAAUUAGAUUUGAAGUUCCUGCAAUAUACGAUAUUGUUUUGACUCUCCUCCACCAAGCAUCCCUUCGUUAUAAUUUGCUGUUUUGUCAUUUCUAGUCUGACUUUAUCUCCCAUUUCCCAAUUUAUAACCUUAUUCUAUCGUCUCUCAACCACGAGACAUCGGGUAUCCUUGUUUCUAAUUAUUCGCUAAGUAAUAUAAUUGCUGCAAAACGAAUAUUUUUUCUUGUGAGAAGUACUCUCUCUGACUAGGAGAGAUUUGAUAAUUUUCCCACUAGCAAAGCUCGUUUCAUUUCGAGCUCCUUAAUGAUACUCGUAAGAAUUCAAGAACGCUGGUUACUUUAUAAUAUGAUUUGAAACUAGUUUGACAUUUUUCGUUCAGAGGUUAUCUUCAGGAUUUCCUGAGUCAUUUAAAGAACUUUAAGCAUGUAGAACAAUCACCAAGGCAAAGGACAAUGCUUUUUUCUUUUAGUCCGCGAGGACUGAGCUCGUUUGCUGGAAAAGAAGGGAGACAGUUUUUAGAGGCUCAUUGAAAUCAUCAUUUCUCUUUACCCGACCGUAAUUCAGUCAGUUCUCGGAAUAGAAAAUGCUGAUGUCCUCUCGACGUUGACUUAAAUCGUAGUUUAGGUUGAUUGAUUUGUAAGUUGGUGGUUGAUUUAUAAGUUGAAAUAUAGUGUCCUUUUGUAAGUAUAAUUUGUAUCAACGUAGUAGAAAAAUUUUUUGUAUUGUAAAAGUGCAUCAAUUUCUUAUCAAUAUUGGAUAGCCAAAUUUUGUAUGUUUGAGCAGUCGAUCCUAUUUUCAUACUUAAGUCAUUUAUGUACUCCAUUUUUAUAUAUGAUAGUUCUAGUUUUGACUAUAUUCGUAUUUUUAAAAGCGUAUAAUGUAGAAGGUGAUUUCAAAUACUCAUUUUUGUAAAUGUAGUUUCGUAACAUAACUUAGUAGACAGAUAUCCGACACUAUUCAAAUCGUUCUUUAGUUUCACCUAGUAUAAAUUUAUUCAUUUUUGUGGCAUUGAUCUUGAAUAUUUGCAGAUUUUGCGCUAAUUUUAAUUAUAACAACUGACAAGGGUAUCAUUGAAACGAGGCAGGGCACACAUGAUUAUUUCGACGGCCAAACCUUUAAAGACCUUCGAGUGAUUUAAGGGGGCCGUUAUAUAGCACGUGAUUUCAACUUCGGUGACUAUUUCUUGGACACAGUUGCAUUGAUUAGGGAGAUUUUGCAAAGCAUAGAAGUUAUUUUUCUCCUUGACACCGUUACUCAUCGUCUUCAUUUUAGUUAUCAAAAGUUCCCUUGCCUCGUUCGAUGAAAUCUUCAAGAUACUGUUAAAUUUUUAUAUAGCUUUCACCGCUGGGCCCAAAUCGCCCAGAAUGGACCUCUCUGGAAGAUGUGCACUCCAGCCGUCUUCUUGAUAUUUGCCGUAUUGAGUUUGUUAUCUUCUUAAAUUUUGCAUAUUAAUUAGCCAGAAUUCUCGGUCCUGAAAUUUCAAAUGUUAAACAGUUGAUGUUUUUAAUCGUAAGAUGCCAUUAAACUUGGGGUUUUUUUACCUUCAACAGACUGUUUUGUCUGUAUAAACCAUGCCUUAGCACAUCCCUGUGUUGGAAAUGUCGUAAAGACAGGGCUUUUUCGAUAUUGGUUUUUUUACUUGUCUUAAAUGUAUGCAAAGUUUUUGAGACAUAGAUGAUCUUAUCUCAAAAAUUCUUGAGCUCCAUCCCAGAUUUGUCUUUCCUCAAAUCUAACGUUUUCAUUACAAUAACAGAACAUGAAUAUCCAUAAUAAGUCUGACUCUUUGAGACAUUUCCAAGACAAUAUUUUGUAUAUUUUUGCCCGAAGAUAGACACAGAAAACUUGUAUAGCAACAGAGCAAUUCAAUUUUGUAAUCAAGUAAGUUAGAGAUAUAUAAGUGAGAGUACUGUGUAAGUCCUUUGUUUUUCUAACAGAAAUGUAAAGUCGUUUUGAUAUGUUUGCUUUAGUUUUGUAAUCGUGCAUUGUAUUGGCAUAAUUUGUGAAAUUCAA
Rhopilema esculentum is the source of this 7533-nucleotide messenger RNA. RefSeq lists its product as uncharacterized. The record is from RefSeq and is a predicted model, not a curated record. Gene Ontology annotation, cellular component: nucleus; cytoplasmic ribonucleoprotein granule. Gene Ontology annotation, molecular function: ubiquitin binding; mRNA binding; RNA endonuclease activity. Lineage: Eukaryota; Metazoa; Cnidaria; Scyphozoa; Rhizostomeae; Rhizostomatidae.